Gigantopelta aegis is the source of this 281-nucleotide messenger RNA. Its product is annotated as integrin beta-1-like. The transcript is spliced from 2 exons. Gene Ontology annotation, cellular component: cell surface; integrin complex; focal adhesion. Gene Ontology annotation, biological process: cell migration; integrin-mediated signaling pathway; cell adhesion mediated by integrin. Lineage: Eukaryota; Metazoa; Mollusca; Gastropoda; Neomphalida; Peltospiridae. Gene Ontology annotation, molecular function: integrin binding. The annotation marks the transcript as partial. The record is from RefSeq and is a predicted model, not a curated record.
AACAAUCAGUAUCUUUAAAAUCUAUCAAUCUUAAGCUCAGAGUUAAUGAGCCUGUGAGUUUCUCAGUAUCCUUAAAGGCUGCAGAGAACUUUCCUCUUGAUCUUUAUAUGUUAAUGGAUUUGUCUGAAACAUUGUAUACGGAAAGUCUGACCCAAGAUUAUCCCAGUAUAGAACAAGUCAGACAAGCUUUAGAAGAUGCCAACCUUGUUCCUGUAUUUGCAGUAGCAGCUUCCUCUAACUCAUCAGAAAAAAUUCUAAAGUUUUUACCAACAAUACAAUCA